CGUUCAUUCUCGUGCUCAUCGUCGUCGCUGCUGGCCGCAAACAUCCUCGGAUCGAGUCGAGUCCUCAGCCUCUGCGAGCCAGGAUUCACUGCUCUUUGGGCAGCAACGCGACAACAAGUUGAACUCGGCUCGAGCGCAGCAACCGACCAUCAGCCAUCAACUUUCAGCUUUCAACUUUUAGCCAUUAGCCAUUAGCCAACACACAGCUAACAGCUAACAGCCAUCAGCUAUCCGGUCAUCGGGCAUCUAGCCAAAAAAAAAAAAAAAAAAAAAAUCAAAACAAAACACCUGGCGCUAAUCCGUCGCAAUUAACACCACAGUCAAAUAACGAAAUAAGUUUCGAUCAAUUCGAUUUUCGAUCCGAGUGAAUAUUUGCUGCAUUAAUGCAAAGCAAAGCAAAGCGGAGCAAAAAUAAAUAAAUAAAACGUAAAACUCAGCAGAAAGUAAUAAAAUAAGAGCGAACACGUCCGACGAAAACCCGGAGGAGGAAGCCAAAGUGUCAACAAGGACACUUCAGAGGACAGAGAAGCGAAGCAAGGACACCGGAGGGGGAGGAGAGGAGCGGAGGAGUCGGAGCGAGGAGCAGAUUGUCCGGCGCAAGAAGACAGUCGGCAGCGAAUUCCCCGCUGGCGAGCAAUUGAGCAAUUGUGCAAAAUGGAUGCGCUACGCUUCCGUGGUUCGCCAUUUGCCCGCUUCACGGGUCAGUCGACCGGACCGGGUCACCCCCGUCCGCCGCCCCACCCCCAGAACCCCCAGAACCCGCAGAACCCCCAGCAUCCACAGCAUCCACAGCGGCCACAACCGAUGGGAUCCCACGGGAUUGGCGCCCCGGAGCCACUGAUUGUGGUGGAGGAGUCGAACCAGCCCGAGGAGCAGGAGGACAGCUCCGAGCCGACGGUCUCGAAUCGCGGCAGUCUGGACAUCGACUCGCCGGUGAAUCCCUAUCUGCUCUCCCCGUGGCGCGAUCCUCGCGAGGCCAGGAAGCACUCGCUGCCGUCGCAACAGGUCACCGAUGGCAUCACCGCCAGCCAGGUGCGCCGUCUCUCCGAGCGAGGUGGCGAGGGCUCCGGCCCCACCCCCAAGGAGGCCGCCUUCCUGGCCACCCUGUCGCAGGCACCCGCCCCCACCGGACGCCGGCACUCGGUGGUGACCAUCUCCAAGGUGCCCACCACCCUCUUCGGGCGAUCGCGUCGCGAAUCCGUCGCCGCCUAUCCCAGCAGCAAUGGGAGCAGCCGUGUCUUGAACUCUCGACGCGAGAGCAACGGGCCCCCGUCGACCGACCCCAUUGGGAGCAUCCACAACCUGCAGCUGGACAUCAUGGACGACAUCUACUUGCAGUCGAGGAAGGCGCGCUUGAAGCUCUGGACGUCAUCGAACGAGAAGGUCUGCGAGGUGCAAACGGUGGAUGAGGUGGGCGCCGGUCAGCCGGGCAGGCGGUUCACCAACCGUCGCUACUCCGAGUGUCCCCAGCCGGGAUUGGCUAGCUCCUUUCGUCGCGCCUCCGAGUUGCCUCCACAAACGCAGCAGCAGCAGUCGCAGCAGCAGCAGCAGAAUCUGCAGCAGAGCUCAACUCGGGCAUCAACGCGUCGCAAGAAAUCGGGCAGCGGCACUGGUCUGCUGGGCAGUCGCUCGGAUAUCGCCGGUAUAUUCAGUUCGUUGACCAGCUCGGCCAUGGAUAUGCAUCGCUCGGAACCGGAGGGCAGGGACAACAGCUCCAGUGCCAGCUCAUCGGCAACGGCGACCGCCGGCAGUCCGUUUCUCAGCCAGACAUUUCAGGCCGCCGCUCGUGGGCGGGCCACGAGUGCCACGCCCACACCAACAACGGGCUACCAAGCGAGUGGUGGUGGUUUGAGUGGUGGUGCAGGUGCAGGUGGCUUGGCAGCCGGCAGCUCCACCAGCGGCGGACUGCUCGAUCCGAAUGCCGGGCGGUCGACGCGUUCGAAUAGCUUCGAUGUGUCCUUGCUGAACAAUGCCAAGCAGCUGGUGAGCGAUGUGCAGGACAAUGGAUCGGCAACGCUGACGGGCUGGUUCGCCAAGCGGCACACUCCGCUGGCGCGGAAGAAGAGUGUGCGGAGCAAGAGUUCGGCGGUGGCGCUAUCCAAGGAUGUGCUCGAGCGGCUGCAGAAGAAGGAUCCACUGGGCGGCGAUUCCGGCAAACCGAAGUUGAAGCCGCGCAGCAAGCAAAAGACCUGGGCGGAGUCCACCAAGGCAACGGUGGAUGCCACAAUUCUGGGCACGGCCAUCGAGGGAUUUCUGCGGAAGAGCUCGAAUGCCAGUAUGUCGGGAGCGGGACUGGGUUCGGGUGGCGCCUCCACGUCGGCGGCUGCACGGGGUGCCGCCUCCAAAAGUGGCAAGGAUUCGGGCGGCAGCGGCGGCAGCGCCAGUGGAAGUCCCGCUCACGGCAAUCGACGCAAUCGCAGCUCCGCCGGCAGUUCGGCCCAGUCGCAGGCGGGACGGGCGGUCCGCUCGACGCUCAACUGGUUCGGCAAGGCCGACGAGGACGAUUCGAAGGACACGUGCGACGCCUCGCUCUGCGCCACGCUGAAGGACCUCUUCGUCAAAUAGGUCGGGGGCCGCAGGGGCAAGUAAAGCGGCGGGGAAGGUCCCGCCAACAGCAGCACAACGCCAGCUACUUGCACCUCUGAGAUCCAGAAAUCCUUAUCGAAUUCCAAAAUCAAUGCGAACGAAGUUGGAGGCUUACACAAUGCAGUGAACAAUAAGCGCAGCAGAAAUCACCAUUGAAAUCACAAUCACAUGAACAUAAUGAACAAGCCGGCGGCUCAAUGACAGAUUAAAAGCACAGUUUGGCUCUCUGUUUCGAGGAAGCGAAGAUGCAGAUAAUAUUUGAAAAUCAAAAUCAAUCAUAAUCACAACACAGCACUCACAUGACUCACAAAACAAUAUAAUAAUUGACAGCAGAGGCUUCACCAAUCAUGAACAUAAAUUCAAACACUGAGAACAUUGCAUAAAAAAGGUCGGCAGUGAAAGUUGAUCAGACGGUAACUGAAUGAGAAAUUAGAACUGCGAAGUAAACCGUAUACCUAAAAUCGAAACAAUAAUAACAGAACCGAUGCUAUCGAUACCUGACAGAAAAGCCCGAUUAAUAUAUUUGAUACUUACAGAAAUAACGAAUAAGAAAAGCCAGUAAACGAAGGAUCAAAUGGAGAAAUAAGUACUAAACACAAAAUACAGUGACCUACUGUACCUGAAAAAGGUAACCGAAUAAUACACAAAUACAUCCAAUAAACGGUAAACAUAAUACCGAUUAACACUAGAAUCCGAUCGACGGCGAUUAAUAAUAAUAGUACAAGAGAGCAACUUUUAAACGGUACAAGUAACUUUAUGGAUAACGGUAAAUGGUAAGUGCAAAGGCGAAUGCGCAAGCGAAACGAUAAGCGAUAAACAGUGAUCGAUAGGCAGAUAGUUAAGCGAUAGACGAUAGAGAUUAAGGCAACGCUGCAGGGGAGUCAAUCAGGAGAAUCAGGAAUCGAGUAUUCAGGAACGAGACAAAAAGCUCACCCCAUCCAACCUCCACCCAAAAAGGCAUUGUACCUCAUGUAUAACUAAUAUUGAUACAGAUUUAAUAAUACCAAAUAUAUAUAUAUAUAUAUAUUCUCAUACAUUUGCAUAACAUUUGUAGUCAAAGAAAAUGAAGAGCGGAGAAUCGAGAAGAAUUGGGUUAAAUACGAAGGGCAGAGAAUAUAUUAAUACGAAUAUUUUUCUACGUGCAGAGCAAUUUAAGCGGGUUUCAGCGGCUGAGUAAAUCCCGGAUGGAAGGAGAUUAUUGAGGAUUUUUUGAAGCAUUGCCGGUUUGGGGCAAUACCAACUAACGAUAUAUAAUAUAUAUAUUAUGUAUGGUUGGUUAUUUUUUUUUUGUGGUGCCCAUUGCAGUUGGCAUAUCGAAGAUGAAGGUUGAGGAGUAUGAACACGAAUACACAGACAUAUGAAAAGGCAGCCGUGGCAUAUACAUACAUACACACAAAUCGGUCUUUAUAAUUAUCGAGUCACCAACAAUCGGGUGAAUCAGUGCGAAAGAUGAUGCUCCAACGGUUGCCACAACCAUAUCACAAUAAAUACACACACACACACACAAUGAAAUCAGCACGGCAGCGUGCAUAUAAACACGUUACAAUAUACGAAUAUAUAUAUCUAUAUAUACACAUAUAUAUCUACGGAGAAUAAGAAGUAAAUGUCUACAGACUCAAGAGUUUUAAUCAAUGUAAACCACACAAUAAAUGUAAUUUGUAUGUACAAUCUGAGCUUACUCGAGGCAAAAAUCAUCGCAAAUCACAAACAAAUAACACACUAAAUCGAGUCGAACCAAAUCGAAUUGAAUCGAAUCGAAUCGAAUCGAAUCGAAUUGAAUUGAAAAUCGAAUAUAAAUUAAUGUUCGCGUUGAAUAUUUAAUGUUAAACGUAAAAUAAUACGCAGGCAGAAGCUCAAAAGUAGCUGACUGUUGGGGAAAAGUGAGGAGCCUGGGGAAGUUUUCCCCAGGAAGAAGUUUGAAAAUCAAUUAACGAAGAAAUUCAAAUUGGAAAUUCGCAAUUGCAGAAAUUGGCAAACAGUGGGGGCUAUAGAAAAACAUUGAGAGAUAGCAAAAAAAAAAACCAGAGAGAGAGAAAGAGAAAGUUGAGAAAGUAGGAAGAAACAAACAAACAAACACAGAAGCAAACAAUCAGUCAAUAUUGCAAUCAAUCAAGUGUGUUUCUAUGGGCGGCAUUUGGCUCUGUCAAUUUGUCAAUUUCGAUCAAAGGCAACCAAAUGGCGUUGAUGAUGGGCAAUAUGGCCUGCGGCAAGGAUUUAUCGCAAGGAGGAGUAUGAGAAGGAUUAGAUAGCGGAUUGCAAAUGCAGUGUGUGUUUGGUGUGUGGGAAUAUACACACACACACACUCGUACAAUAACCAUACGCGUAUGUUUAAUGAAUUAUCCAUCUAACAAUCUAACAAUUGUAUCUCAAUGUGCCCGACAAACAAAUGUGUUUUAGACUUCGAUUUCCAUGUGCGUGUCUCAAGGAGGUAACCCAAAGUUAACUUUCACUUUCAGUGUGUUAUAGUGCUGCAGCGCGGCAGAUCUACAUAUAUAUCUAUACAUAUACAUAUACAAGCAUAUAUGAAUAUACACAAUAUCUACACAUGAGAAACAAAACUAAAUUAAAAAUUAAAAACAUUUAUAUAUAUAUCUAUAUAUAUAUAUAUAUUAAAACUAUUUACAAGUGCGAUCCUUCUUGGUCGCAGCGAACUAAAGUUGUCCACGUUUUGCUCAUCCUCCUAACUGUUGUUCUAUAUAUAUAUAUCGUUGCUAUAACCGAUCUAAACUAUGUAACAAUAAAUGUGUACAAAAUGAAGGGGAAUCCAAGGAGGAAAUAGCGAGGGGAAAUGGGGAAAGUCGGAGUCUAGGAUCUGGUACUAUCUACUAAUCCAAAUAGAUCCCUUCGCAGAAGGUCAAAGCAACUCUCAAGUUCUAUUUGUCCUAUUUUUGAUAGUUGUAUAUAUAUAUAUACCACGAACGUACAUGCAUAUAUACCGCAUAUAUACACACACCAAAAAACACUACUAAAUGAACGCAAUUUUUUUCGAUUGAUUUAGCAUUGAAUGUGCAGUUAGAUUUAUGAAUACCAAACAUAUUCGUAUAUAUGUGUGUGUGUGUACCUCUAAGGAUAAUAAUGCCUCCAAGGAUAAUACCGAAGCUCCGGCGAUAAUCGGCGGCGGGACAAGGAACAACGGGCAAUGCCGCAAUUUGUGGCAGGCACUUCCAAUGUUCCGCCGCCGAUUGUCUCCCUUUGGGGGCGUUUCAUUGUCAUUUGUUGUUGACGUUGUUGAUGUCGUGCAAUUGUAAUUACCGUUGUUCAAUUGUUGUUAAUGUUUAUCCACAUGUCUGUUUUUUGUGUGUGCGUUAAGACCUAAGACUACUUAACAAUCGGUUACCACCGACUAAAAAAAUACUUUAGUAGUGUUAACACGGCGCCCCACGUUGCAACUUAACCCUUUUUAGAGUGCGGCACCUGGGGAACCUUAAAUUCGAGCGGCUUUUCAUUUGAUUUGAUUGGGGUGAAUGAUUUGAUUUCUAGGGCUUUGGUGGGCUAACCAAAAAAGAAAAAUGGAGGGGGGAAAAGUGGGCAAAACUACGCAUAAUCUAGUGAGUUAAGCGAUGGUCGAGAGUGGCACGUAAUAUCCGACAUGCAUAUAUAACUAGGCUAUAUAUCUGUGUAAAUAACGGAGGAAGGAAUCCGGGGGAAAGGACACUUUUUGGGAAUACGUUUGUACAUAGUUAUGCGUAUGCUAGCAGGGGAAAUUAGCAGAAAGGUAGUGUGUUUUUUUUUAAAAGCCAAAAUCCAAAUGCAACCGAAUGUAAAACAAUCAAUUGAUGACACAUAAUGUAAACGAAAAACAAACAAAAAAAUGAUUAACGAUAAACGAAAGCUAAAAACAAUACAAUUAACUAAACUGCAAGUGGCGAUGUAAGGAGUACUUAAAUAGGUUUAUAUGUGUAUGCUCCUCGAGAGAAGUGGCCCAAACCUUCCACCAUCCGAGAUAAUUUGAGAAUCCAUGAAUCCAACAAUCCAUGAAUCCAUGAAUCCCGUGGAGAGUGGAACUGGAAUGCGAAGGAGGAGGAUGGAGGAUGGAGGAUGGAGGAUGUGCACCAGGCGAGAGUACUUUACCACACAUACAAUACCCAAUAUACAGCUAAAUAUACACCCAUAUACAUCUAUAUAUACAUAUGGAAUAUACAUAUAUACGGAAAUAAAUAGUUUAUGUGUA
Drosophila ficusphila is the source of this 6757-nucleotide messenger RNA. RefSeq lists its product as uncharacterized. NCBI's taxonomy places the organism in Eukaryota, Metazoa, Arthropoda, Insecta, Diptera, Drosophilidae. The record is from RefSeq and is a predicted model, not a curated record.